Erinaceus europaeus (western European hedgehog) is the source of this 1773-nucleotide messenger RNA. It is a transcript of the gene KLF8, whose product is annotated as KLF transcription factor 8. The record is from RefSeq and is a predicted model, not a curated record. The transcript is spliced from 5 exons. Lineage: Eukaryota; Metazoa; Chordata; Mammalia; Eulipotyphla; Erinaceidae. Gene Ontology annotation, biological process: regulation of transcription by RNA polymerase II. Gene Ontology annotation, molecular function: DNA-binding transcription factor activity, RNA polymerase II-specific; RNA polymerase II cis-regulatory region sequence-specific DNA binding. The coding region runs from base 277 to 1299 and encodes 340 amino acids.
ACCAAAAGGCAGAAAAAGAAAACCAUUGCCCCCAUAUUGCUAGUGUUGAGUCAAGUAAGCUAGUCAGUAGGAGAGGAUUUUAGAGCUCACCUUCACUCUGGCCAACUCUUAGAAUCCCUUCUGUUUCCUUAUGAAGUAAUUUAAAUCGUGUAUACAACGGCCCUACUAGGUGUCCAUUUACUCUCACUUUCUGCUAACUCGGUUACUAACACUAGAGAGUGAGGAGCAGGGUACCGGACCCCACCCGGUCGACUCAGGUCCCUGACUGAGAAGAAAAUGCCACCGGAGGCGCUGAAUCCUAAAGUUGCUGACUCUGUUCAAAUCAAAAAUCACCUUAAGACAGCUGGCAGAGGUAAUAUGACAUCUCCACUACUCUGGGACACCAACUCUAUGGAUCAUCCAUCAUUGUUCAAUGACAUCAAGAUUGAACCCCCAGAAGAACUUCUAGCUAAUGAUUUCAACUGGCCCCAGGUGGAACCAGUCGACCUCUCCUUUCACAAACCCAGUGUUCCUCUCCAGUCUGCCAGCAUGCUACAAGCCUCAGUAUGUUUUCCUAAGCCCAAGACGUCUUCCCAGAACCUUGUAUUGUCCACUUCAUUAUCUGGCACAAGCAUUUCAACAAACAUCCCAGCAGUUCUGUCUCCAGCCUCUAUCCUGGCCUCUCAGGACACUGGUGGCCAGCAUAUUUUACAUGUGAUUCACACCAUCCCAUCAGUCAGUCUGCCAGAUAAAAUAGAUGGCCUGAAGACAAUCCCAUUGGUGGUGCAUGCACUGCCCAUAGUGUAUACUUCUUUGCCUGCAGAUGGGGGCCCUUCAAUGAUUACAGUCCCACUCAUUGGAGGAGAUGGCAAAAAUGCUGGAUCAGUGAGAGUUGGCCCUACCUCCAUGUCUACACUGGACAUCCCCUGUGACAGCAAAGAAAGUGCAAUUAAGAAUGGAUCCUCUGUUUUACAUGGCUUUGAGAUAUCACAGAAAGAAUUGACAUCAGUGUCACAAAUACAAAGAGAAGAAUCUGUUGAGUUGAAGAGAAGAUGGAUUCAUCAGUGUGACUUUGCUGGAUGCAGCAAAGUGUACACCAAAAGCUCUCAUCUGAAAGCUCACCGCAGAAUCCAUACAGGAGAGAAACCUUAUAAAUGCACCUGGGAUGGCUGCUCCUGGAAAUUUGCUCGCUCUGAUGAGCUCACCCGCCAUUUCCGCAAGCACACAGGCAUCAAGCCAUUCCUGUGCACAGAUUGCAACCGUAGCUUUUCUCGCUCUGACCACUUGUCCCUGCACCGAAGGCGCCAUGACACCUUGUGAACUGCAAAGACUGUACUAGAAGAGUUGUGAUGGUCACUUUCCUGUUUGUGUGUUGAGGUCAUGACCAUUUUUUUCCCUCUUUGACUUUGGUUUUCUUUUCAGGUGGAAAUAGAGUAACUCACUGAACCAGGUUGAUGAAACUGCAAGAAAAGAUAGCUCCUUUACCUUUCUACAUUCCAAUCCUCAGGUGUUUGUUUGUUUGCUUGUUUUUAAUUUCCAUGUGGAUUGAAUUCCACUGCCAGACCCACAGUUACCUCCUCACUUCCCUGCUAAGAGAGGAUAUUUUUCUACAAGAACAAAACAGGAAACAGUUUCCUCUGCUACCAUUUUCUCUUGUUUUCCAAAAUUUGUGUCCAUAUUUUUUAAUUAGUCAUUAAAAGUGAUUCAUAAUGUACUAAAAUUACUAUUUUCAAGUUUGUAAAUAGAAAAGUACAUAAUAAUCAAGUUGGUUGGCAAAAUUUACAGGAAGUGAUU